CUAUUUAUUUAUUUGUAGUUAUCUAUUCACUUAUUACUCAUGUAGGUAUUUUAAAUUCAAGUUAAAAUCAAACAACGUCCAGAUAAUUACCACAAUUAUUUCAUUUACAUUAUUAUAAAAGUAAUAAAAUAGACAUUGACGGAUAUAAAAAAAAUGUAAGAACCGUCUAUCUUUUUAACUUUUUCGGUGUAACAUAAAAUUGUUACAAUCAUGAGUUCAGGAUUUGUUUCGGAAACAGAGCUUGCUGAACGCCGCAGAAUCCGUCAAGAAGAAUGGGAUAAAGUUAGAACAGCUGACCAACCUUUAGUGGUACCUGAAGAACAGUAUGAUCACCGAUCGUUGUUCGAUAGACUUGAAGAACAACGCAGAAAAAAAGAAUAUGAAUACGAAGAAACCCAUAAACUCAAAAACAUGAUUAGAGGAUUGGAUGAUGAUGAAGUAGGAUUUCUUGAACUGGUUGAUAAGACAAAAAUGGAUGAAGAAAGACGUCAACUAAUUGAAGAGGCCAGACAGAUUGAAGAAUUUCGUUCAAAAGUAUCAACUCUUCAAUGUGAAACUACAGUUUCUCCGUUAGCAGUCACUAUUUCUAAACCACAAACUUUGAAAAAUAAUGUAACAAGAAAAACACAGAGUAAACUUUUGGCUGGUGCAAUCGUAAAGAAAAGAACAUAUGAGGAAACUACUAAUUCUUCAAAAAAACUUAAACCUACCAUUGAUGAUUCUAAAAUAUUACCAGAGAAAUCAACAGGUGAAACUAAAUCUAAUAUUUUACCAGGUCUUGCAUAUUCAGACAGCUCUGAUAGCGAAGAUGACUAGUUCCUUGUAUACAAUUUAGCAUUUUAUGUAAAAUUAUUAUUUUAUAUUGGUGUUAUAAUUUUGAAAUAAUUUUAAUUGCAU
Molecule: messenger RNA, 897 nt
Organism: Melanaphis sacchari
Lineage: Eukaryota; Metazoa; Arthropoda; Insecta; Hemiptera; Aphididae
Product: protein FAM192A
Exons: 5
Coding region: 211-816 (201 amino acids)
Cellular component (GO): nucleus
Source: RefSeq, a predicted model, not a curated record